AUGACAUGGGCUUAUUUCAAACCGUCAUGCCAAUCAUCACAGUUCCAAAGAAUGAAAGACUAUCGAGAUAAUGUCACCAUGCAUCAUGUUUCUGGUACCAACGACGCAACAACAUCUUCUUCGUCGUCGCCUAGCAACAACGUCGUCAAUGGAACAACAACGACAAUAACAGCAACACCCAUUGAACAUCCUACAACGACGACACAACAACGACCUUCUUUUCUUCAACGAUGUAUGAAUGCCAUUGAAGAGAAACGUGUGAUCCCAAUGCGAAUCCUAUUUCGUUUUGCAACCCGUAGAGACAAGUACCUUAUUAUUGCUGGAAGUAUUUGUUCAAUUGGCGUUGGCGUGUUGCAGACCUCAUGUCUUUCUAUCUUUGCACAUUCAACAAGUGAAGCUGUGGCAGCCAUUACGAGGGCCGAUGGAUCAUUGAUGGAGAGACUACAACCCACUGUGAUUGGAUUUGCAGGCAUUGGUGGCGUGUUGAUGUUGUUAUCAUAUUCUGGCAACGCAUUAUGGAUCAUUGCUGGUGAAAAUCAGGUGCAAGCCAUUCGCAGAUACUAUAUCGCCUCAUUGUUACGACAAGAUAUGCAAUGGUUUGAUACACGAACGAUGGACCAUGAUGCUCUGACGACUCGUUUGGCGCUUGACAUGCAGCAAUUACAAGAUGGAAUCUCUGAACGCUUUGGUGGUUUGAUUCGAUCGAUCUCUGCAUUUGCAUCCGGUUUUUUGAUGGCGCUGUUUAUGGGUUGGCAAGUUGCGAUUGUGGUACUACCAACAAUCCCGCUCUUGGCAUUCAUGGCAUACCUCACGAUUCACCUCUUGGUGCAUAGCACCUACAAAUUGCAAGCAGCUUAUGGUGAUGCAGGAUCAGUGGCACAACAAGUAUUCGACAAUAUCCGCACAGUCUAUUCUUAUUCAUUACAACACCGAUUUACCAACAUGUACAAAGCACAUUUGAUCAAAGCGCGACAAGCGGGAGUCCAUCGCGGAUUGUAUGGGGGUCUGUGUUACGCUGCCUUAGUAUCGGUGCUAUUAAUGACAUACGCCUUGGCAUUGUGGUACGCUGGGAUCGUCAUUUCUCGAGGAGACAUUGAUAGUUGGAAUGCAUUGACGGCUAUUUUGGGCAUGGUGCUGGGAUCCAUUGCAUUCCUUCAGGUGCCUGGUCACAUGUCAGCCAUUGCUGCUGCUUAUACUGCUGCUCGCAAGAUCUUUGAUACCAUUGACAGCAUACCUACCAUUGACAACCCUCUCAUUGCAAGGCCUAUACCACCCAUCCAAGGCGAUAUCGUAUUCCGAAAUGUCACGUUUGCUUAUCCAAAUCGACCAGAUAUUUAUGUUCUCAAAAAUAUCAAUCUCAGCAUCAAAAAAGGAACAACGGUGGCAUUGGUCGGCAGCUCUGGAUCAGGAAAAUCGACAUGCCUUCAGCUCAUUCAACGAUUAUACGACGUGUCAGCUGGCCAAUUGUUGAUCGAUGGGAGGGAUAUCACCACCAUAAAUGCACGAUGGCUACGUCACCAUAUUGGCAUUGUUCAUCAAGAACCAAAGUUAUUCAACACCACCAUUCGAGAAAACUUGCUGCUAGGCGUUCCUAAUCGUUGUGCCUCUCAAGAGCAAAUUGAGCGUGCUUGUAUGCAAGCCAAUUGCCAUGAUUUCAUCACUGCGUUGCCAGAGGGAUAUGAUACUCUUGUCGGCGAAUCAGGGAGCAAGCUAUCAGUGGGACAACGACAACGUAUUGGUAUUGCACGUGCCAUCAUCAAUGAUCCACCCAUCUUGUUGCUUGACGAGGCUACUUCGGCAUUAGACACCAACUCUGAAUUGGCUGUUCAACGAGCCCUUGAACAAGCUUCAUCAAAUCGCACAACUUUUAUCAUCGCACAAAGACUUGCAACUAUACGAAAUGCUGAUCAGAUUGUCGUCAUACGAAAUGGAGAGAUUUCUCAAAUUGGCACUCAUCAACAACUACUUGAGCAGCGAGGAAGCACGUAUGCCAAAUUUGUCCGCUUACAAGAGAUUGCCACCCAAAGAAUUCAACACGCACCUGAUGAUGAUGGUGACAUGGCAACCACCAUUAGCAAUCAACCCAAAGAUAUCGAGCGUGAGCAGCAUAACACAAAUCAACGACGAGUGACAUUCAGUGAUCAAGAAUCAGCAACACGAGAGAGAAGAUCAACAUCGUUCGCACGUCGUAUACUACGUCGUGAUGAUCAACAUGCAAAGCAGAGAGCACCCAUUCUCAAAAUCUUUCGACAAAUGCGUGAGGAGCGAUGUUUAUUAGCACUUGGAUUUACAGGAUCAGCAAUGGCUGGUUUCAUCUUUCCCUUUGUGGCCUACGUUCUUGCACAAGCGACUCUCAAUUUGGUGCAGCGUGAUCAAGAGCAGCAAUAUGGCAUGUCGUUUAGAAGAGUAGCUGAAGCAUUUGCCAUGUGGAUCUUCAUCUCUGCCGCGGCAUCAUUCAUCAUUUAUGCACUUCAAGUGAUCUCAUUUGCAGUGGCAGGAGAACAAUACACUGAACGACUACGUGGCCAAGUCUUUCAAGCCUAUCUCAAGCAAGAAGUCGCCUACUUUGAUCGUCACACUACAAGUAACCUAGCAACGCGACUUGCUGUGGAUGCCAAGAAUGUGAAUGAAUUGGUGACCCGAGUGCCUGGAGACAUUGUACAAAUCAUUUCAACUGCUAUCACAGGCUUGGUCAUUUCAUACUUGCAAAAUCCCUUAAUGACAGGUGCUGUAUGCGCAUUAGCUCCUGUGGUGAUGGGUGCGAGCUAUUAUGAGGCCCAUACGCAACGAAGUUAUGAGCACAAGGCGUUACAAGCCCAUGAGCAAUGCAACAUUAUCCUCGCUGAAGCUGUCAAGGAAAUUCAUACGGUCGUUGCUUUGGGCCAACAACCCUUUUUCGAAGCCAAUUAUGCCAAGGCAACCGAGGAAGCGCAUGCGAUUGUCAAGCGCAAGGCGAUAUUUGCAUCGAUUGGCUAUGCACUGAACCAAGGAUUUAUGAUGCAUGUGGUCGCAUUGGCGUUACAUUUGGGAGCUGGAUUUAUGGAUGAUGGAUCGGUGGAUGCGGUUUCAAUGUAUGUUUGUUUGUUAUGCGUAUUGGUGUCUGUGCACAGCAUUGGCCGAUUGGGUGCAUUUGGUACAACCUAUGCACGAGCUAAACGGGCUGCCAUUGGCACGUGUCAAGUCCUUGAACGCACACCUGAGAUUGAUCCCGAUUUGGAAGGUCUAUCACCUGCCACCAACAAGAUCCAAGGCGAUAUUUCUUUUCGCGACAUUGCAUUCAGCUAUCCAACAAGACCUGAUGUGCGUGUUUUUGAUGGGAGUUUUUCGGUUACAGCAAAACCUGGUAUGACGAUUGCCUUGGUGGGCCCUUCAGGAUGUGGUAAAUCAACGGGUAUUGGCUUAUUGCAAAGAUGGUAUGAUCCUACCGAUGGCACAAUCACCUUGGAUGGCAGCAGCACGCGUGGCUAUACGUUGAAUUCUUUGAGACAACCCAUGGCACUCGUUUCACAAGAACCUGUUUUGUUUGGGUUAUCCAUUGGUGACAACAUUUGGUUGGGUCGUGGUGGAGAACAAGAUACCAAGGAGAUCAAUCCAGUAACACGUCAACAAGUGGAGGAUGCUGCUCGCUUAGUUGGGAUGCACGAUUUCAUUACCAGUCUUCCUCAAGGUUACGACACCCACGUUGGUAGUAGCAACAGCAGCCAUGGUAUUCAAUUAUCAGGAGGGCAAAAGCAACGCAUCGCCUUGGCACGUGCCUUACUUAGACAACCCAAAAUACUUUUGUUGGAUGAAGCUACAUCGGCUCUUGAUGCUGAAUCAGAACAACAAGUCCAGAAUGCCAUUGAUCAACUCAUUCAUCAAGCUGAUCGCACGAUUUUCAUCAUCGCUCACCGACUCGCCACUGUGCAAAAUGCUGAUCUCAUAUGCUAUAUUCGUGGAGGUCGAAUUGUUGAACAAGGUACACAUUGGGAGUUGCUUCGACAAAGAGGCGAAUACGCUGCACUUGUACGCCUUCAAUCCCUUCGAUAG
Molecule: messenger RNA, 4029 nt
Organism: Lichtheimia ornata
Lineage: Eukaryota; Fungi; Mucoromycota; Mucoromycetes; Mucorales; Lichtheimiaceae
Exons: 4
Coding region: 1-4029 (1342 amino acids)
Biological process (GO): transmembrane transport
Cellular component (GO): membrane
Molecular function (GO): ATP hydrolysis activity; ATP binding; ABC-type transporter activity
Source: RefSeq, a predicted model, not a curated record